CUUCCUUGGAGCCGCACCUGGCAACGGCUGGGCGUCCAGCUCUGGCCUGCUGAGCCUCAGGCGUCGCGUCUUCCCUCAGGCCCACUCGUGGUCAGGCCGCUCCCCCUCGGCGCGAGGUACACAUGAUGGAAAAUGUUCAUCUGGCACCAGAAACAGAUGAGGAUGAUCUUUACUCUGGUUUCAAUGACUACAAUCCAGCCUACGAUACUGAGGAGUUGGAGAAUGACACGGGUUUUCAGCAAGCAGUGAGAACCAGUCAUGGCAGAAGACCUCCAGUAACUGCAAAGAUACCAAGCACAGCAGUCAGCAGACCCAUAGCUACUGGAUAUGGGUCCAAGACAUCCCUGACAUCAUCAAUGGGAAGGCCGAUGACAGGGACUAUUCAGGAUGGAGUUGCUCGACCGAUGACGGCGGUGAGAGCAGCUGGCUUUUCCAAGGCAGCUUUGCGAGGCUCUGCAUUUGACCCCCUUGGUCAGUCUAGGGGCCCUGCUCCUCCUUUGGAAGCCAAAAAUGAAGACAGUCCAGAAGAAAAGAUUAGACAGUUGGAGAAGAAAGUAAAUGAGCUGGUGGAAGAGAGCUGUAUUGCCAACAGUUGUGGAGACUUAAAACUGGCCUUAGAGAAGGCAAAAGAUGCAGGAAGAAAAGAGAGAGUCCUGGUGAGACAACGAGAGCAAGUCACAAGUCCAGAAAAUAUCAACUUGGACCUAACCUACUCCGUUCUUUUCAACUUGGCAAGUCAGUAUUCUGCUAAUGAAAUGUAUGCAGAAGCACUAAACACAUACCAAGUUAUAGUGAAAAAUAAGAUGUUUAGCAAUGCAGGAAGACUGAAAGUGAAUAUGGGAAAUAUUUAUUUAAAGCAGAGGAAUUAUUCCAAAGCUAUUAAGUUCUACCGAAUGGCCUUAGAUCAGAUCCCAAGUGUCCAUAAAGAAAUGAGGAUUAAAAUAAUGCAGAACAUUGGGAUCACGUUUAUAAAGACCGGUCAGUACUCAGACGCCAUCAAUUCAUUCGAGCACAUCAUGAGCAUGGCCCCGAGCCUGAAGGCAGGCUUCAACCUCAUUCUCAGCUGCUUCGCCAUUGGAGAUCGAGAGAAAAUGAAGAAGGCAUUCCAAAAGUUGAUUGCUGUUCCGUUGGAAAUUGACGAAGACGAUAAAUAUAUCUCCCCCAGUGAUGAUCCCCAUACUAACUUAUUGAUUGAAGCUAUAAAAAAUGACCAUCUUAGGCAAAUGGAACGUGAAAGGAAAGCCAUGGCAGAAAAAUACAUCAUGACAGCUGCAAAACUCAUUGCUCCUGUGAUCGAAGCCUCGUUUGCUGUGGGUUAUAACUGGUGUGUGGAAGUAGUGAAGGCCUCUCAGUACGUGGAGCUGGCCAACGACCUGGAGAUUAACAAAGCAAUCACCUACUUGAGACAGAAGGACUUCAACCAGGCUGUAGACACGUUGAAAAUGUUUGAGAAGAAGGACAGUAGAGUGAAGAGUGCAGCUGCGACCAACCUCUCAUUCCUGUAUUAUCUGGAGAAUGAAUUUGCCCAAGCCAGCAGCUAUGCAGAUUUAGCUGUGAGCUCAGACAGAUACAACCCAUCAGCUCUCACUAACAAGGGGAACACAGUGUUUGCAAAUGGUGACUACGAGAAGGCAGCUGAGUUCUAUAAAGAAGCCCUAAGAAACGAUUCUUCUUGUACUGAAGCACUUUAUAACAUUGGCCUCACCUACAAGAAGCUCAACCGCCUGGACGAGGCGUUGGACUCCUUCCUGAAACUGCAUGCAAUCCUUCGGAACAGCGCUCAAGUUCUGUGCCAGAUAGCAAAUGUAUACGAGUUAAUGGAAGAUCCCAAUCAGGCUAUUGAGUGGCUGAUGCAGUUGAUCAGCGUGGUUCCAACUGAUUCCCAAGCGCUGUCUAAACUGGGAGAGUUGUACGAUAGUGAGGGAGACAAGUCCCAGGCGUUCCAAUAUUACUAUGAGUCAUAUAGGUAUUUCCCUUCUAACAUUGAAGUCAUCGAAUGGCUUGGAGCUUAUUACAUUGAUACCCAGUUCUGCGAGAAAGCCAUUCAGUACUUUGAAAGAGCUUCCCUUAUACAACCCACACAAGUGAAAUGGCAGCUGAUGGUCGCUAGCUGUUUUAGAAGAAGUGGUAACUACCAAAAGGCAUUAGAUACUUACAAAGAGAUUCACAGGAAAUUUCCAGAGAAUGUUGAAUGUUUGCGUUUCUUGGUUCGUCUCUGCACAGAUAUUGGAUUAAAAGAAGUUCAAGAAUAUGCCACAAAACUCAAGAGGUUGGAAAAAAUGAAAGAAAUGCGGGAACAGCGCAUAAAAUCAGGCAGAGACAGCGGCGGGGGCUCUCGCAGCAAACGAGAGGGGAGCGCUGGCAGUGAUAGUGGCCAGAACAGUAGUGCCAGUAGUAAAAGUGAACGACUGAGUGCCAAGCUCAGAGCUUUGCCUGGGACAGACGAACCUUAUGAAAGUAGCGGUAACAAAGAAAUAGAUGCCUCCUAUGUGGAUCCACUGGGCCCUCAGAUAGAAAGACCAAAAACUGCAGCCAGAAAGAGAAUUGACGAGGACGAUUUUGCUGAUGAAGAGUUAGGAGAUGACUUGCUCCCAGAAUAAUAUAAACUCUAAUGUGUGUGUGUGUGUGUGUGUGUGUGUGUGUGUGUGUGUGUGUAUUUAUGGAAGCCAGAAGCCAGCCUCAGAUGUUCCUCAGGCACCAUCUAUCAUCUUUUUAAACUUGUGACAAGGUUCCUCUGGCCCAGAACUUGCCAUACAAGCAAGACUGGCUGGCUAGCAACCCCACGGAUCCGCCCGUCUCUGCUUCCUUGCUGUGAGAUUCAUAAGCACAUGGUACUAAAUCCAGCUUUCUUCAAACGGACUCUCGGGCUUGAGCUCAGGCCCUCCAGCUUGCAAGGCAAGCAAUUUCCAAUUGUGUUCUCUCUGGCCAAAGAAGUCAUUUACCAAAGGAAGAAAUUGCCUUAUAAGGUAAUGCUCAUGGUAAACCUGGGACCAAUUGUCCAAACUUUAAUUCUGUACACUGUUGAAACUUUAAAUAAGUGUAUUUUGUUCUCUGAGGAUGGAUUUGUGCUGUCAGUUUUUAAGAUGGAAUAAAAACUGUGAAACAA
Messenger RNA from Rattus rattus (black rat), 3106 nucleotides. It is a transcript of the gene Ift88, whose product is annotated as intraflagellar transport 88. Gene Ontology annotation, molecular function: kinesin binding. Bases 123 to 2600 code for a protein of 825 amino acids. The record is from RefSeq and is a predicted model, not a curated record. Gene Ontology annotation, biological process: inner ear receptor cell stereocilium organization; non-motile cilium assembly; kidney development. The transcript is spliced from 26 exons. Lineage: Eukaryota; Metazoa; Chordata; Mammalia; Rodentia; Muridae. Gene Ontology annotation, cellular component: ciliary base; centriole; ciliary basal body.